AUGUUGCUGAAUAAAUGGAAAUUGGAUAGUGCAAGUUGUGCCACUCGUCAGAUUGCUCGUUCUGCCGAUAUUUCGCUCAAUCCACCUGGUUUUUCAUUGAAUAUUUCGUCGAUACAGCAGGAACAGGCAAGCCGAAAUGAGCAAACACAUCACUUAAUGAAGAAACGUGCAUGGGACAUGGCUUUGCAACCGAUGAAAAAUUUACCGAUGAAUAUGUUUAUGAUGUAUAUGUCGGGAAAUACAAUAAGCAUUCUUCCAAUAAUCAUGAUUGUAAUGAUGGCAUGGAGACCAGUGAAAGCUUUGAUGAGUUUCAAUGCGACUUUUAAACCACUUCAGGAUGAACAUACCGGAACAUUAUUGCCCCAUAAGAUUGUUUUUAUUGUCGGAAAUAUGUUGGCUGUAGCUAUGGCAUUGUAUAAAUUGCAUGGGAUGAGUUUAUUACCGAAUCACGCUUCCGAUUGGCUUGAUUUCCAGCAGCCUCCUCAAAGAAAACAGUUUGCCCUCAUAUCAGAUUCAUUUAUUUUAUGA
This is a messenger RNA of Dracunculus medinensis (Guinea worm), 528 nucleotides long. NCBI's taxonomy places the organism in Eukaryota, Metazoa, Nematoda, Chromadorea, Rhabditida, Dracunculidae. The record is from the annotation of a GenBank genome assembly.